This is a messenger RNA of Lathyrus sativus (Indian pea), 987 nucleotides long. Lineage: Eukaryota; Viridiplantae; Streptophyta; Magnoliopsida; Fabales; Fabaceae. The record is from the annotation of a GenBank genome assembly.
AUGAAGAACUGUUGGUUUUUCGACAACAAUUUUAACGGUGUGUCGGAUGAGAUUCUUGGUGAUGUUGUUGAGUUUUUUGAUUUCCCACUUGAUGAUGAUGUGGAAACUGAUGUUGUGGAACAAGAUUGGAAUGAUCAGUUCAAACACAUUGAGGAGCCAUCUCUUGGUGUUUUCUCAGUACCAUCGUUUGAUUUGUGCGGCGAAACUCAAAAUGAGAAACCGAAUCUUGUCAACAGUUUCUCUGCUUCUGAACUUUCGCAUAUUAACAGAAGAAAUAUUGUUAAUUCGGGCUUAAAAGAACAACGAGGACUACUUCCGAAGACUGCUGGAGCUAAAUAUGGCAAAACUAUUCCAAUCCAAAACUUCUCUUUCAAGGGAACAAAUUUGCUCCAAUGCCAAACCUACAGCCCAGUUUCAGUUUUUGAAAGCAGUAGUUAUUCUUCAGUCGAGAACUCCAACUUUGAGUUACCAGUGAUCCCGGCAAAGCGUCCUCGCAGUAAACGUCGGCGUCUCUCAAGCUUCAACAAGCUCUUCUUAAUUCCCUUCAUACCUCUUCAAAAACAUCAAUCCAUAACACAGCGUGCUGGUAAGCCAAGAAAAAAGGAUAUCUCGCAGUGCAGAGUCCAAAGAAAGCCAAAGAAAAAGGAUAUCUCCCAACCCUCCGAUGGUAUUAAGAUGAAGAGAUCCACAUCACAGGAAUCAGUUACCCCCAGAAAAUGUACGCAUUGCGAGGUGACAGAGACGCCGCAAUGGAGAGAGGGCCCUAAAGGUCCGAAGACCCUAUGCAACGCGUGUGGAGUUCGAUACAGGUCCGGCCGCCUCUUUCCUGAAUACAGGCCUGCAGCUAGCCCAACCUUUGAAGCAUCAAUGCACUCAAAUUCUCACAAGAAGGUUAUAGAAAUCAGGAACAAGGUGAACAAAGAGACGGAUAAAGGUUCUUCUAUUAUGUAUUUAUCACCAAACCUUUCAGGAAAUUCUCUAGGAUAA